Molecule: messenger RNA, 1291 nt
Organism: Branchiostoma belcheri (Belcher's lancelet)
Lineage: Eukaryota; Metazoa; Chordata; Leptocardii; Amphioxiformes; Branchiostomatidae
Exons: 6
Coding region: 152-841 (229 amino acids)
Source: RefSeq, a predicted model, not a curated record
AAUGGACCUACCAGCUGACAGAAACCAUGAUGAAGAAAAAUGUGUUUGUACAAUGUCCUGGGUGUGUUUUUCUUUCCUUUGUUGCGAGGAAAGGCACAAGUACCUCACGACACAGCAAUGUUCCCGACGUAAAAUGUAGGAAGGAGAGACCAUGUUUAAGAAACACGUUCUUCUGGCAUACACGGAUUUACAAGCUGCUGGAAGUCGCGCUCUGCUGGGGCUGGACCCUGAGCACCACAAGUAUGAGUACAGGACCCUGCCUGUACCAGAGGUCCCGGGUUUGAAGCCCGCGUGUGUGAGGGGGAGUCCCUGUGCACCGGCAGAACAAGAGUUCCAACCCAUCCAGGUCCUCAACUGCAAGUACGAAGAGUUUUCAGUGGUUGUGGUGAAUGCAGUAGUAAGAGGUGACGUUUGUCACCAUCUGGUGAGCAGACUGCUGGACGAGUGUGAGAGAAGUGGAGUGGAGAAGAUAACAACGGUGACAGCGCUGCACUUCCCACACCCAGGAGAACUCCUGUAUGAGACCACCUUCUUCUCACAGCCAGUGACCUCUGCACCUGCCCUUCCUGAUGACCUGCAGGUCACUGACCCCAUCCUGAACCUCCUGGUGCAGUUCCUUCUAGUGGAUUCCCUCCCCGCAACCUUCCUGGUAGUGCCCGGUCACAAGACCACUGCAGGGGCAGCCAAUGUCUCAGAUGGCUCCCUGGCUAACAUCACAUUGCUCCAAGACACACUGACCAGCAUCACAGGCCUGAGGUUCAGUCAGGACAUCAGCUGCUCUCUGUUGUUCAAAGGAGCAAACAACCCCCAAGAAGCUAUGGUUGACCUCAUCUAUAUGUAACAGCACCUCCAUCCUAUUGUCAGAAGUACUGCAGCUAAUAAAUCAUACAAUACUUUGCAUGAAUACAUGUAUAUACAAAUCCUGUUUGAAUGUGUUGUGGGGUGAUUUAAUGACAGAUUUUAAGAGGAAACCACACUGUGGCCACAGAUAACUGUUGAACAGUACUUGUGGAGACUAGCUUCAACAACUCGACAUUCAAGAGCCCUACAGACCAGCACAAAUACCACUUCAGAGUACUCAGCUUCUCUUAAGUUUUUAGUUUCACAAACAGGUUUUGGAAAGAAGUGUUUGGAGUCAAUCGAUCAAGUUCACUUGAGUCCAAUCUGGCCCCCAGCUUUGAGUGGUUUGGUUUAACAAUACCCAACUAUAAUAACAGUUAUGAAUUUUUCCUUUUUUGUGAGCAAAGUGUACAUGAUUCUGCACCACAUUUCUGAUGGUCUCAGAGUUGUU